CUGUUUCCUUGGCUCUAGCACUGAACGGCGUCUGCACAAAUACUAUCAAAUUAAUAGUGGGAAGACCGCGUCCCGAUUUCUUUUACCGCUGCUUUCCAGAUGGAGUAAUGAACUCUGAAAUGCACUGCACAGGUGAUCCAGAUCUGGUGUCUGAAGGCAGAAAAAGCUUUCCGAGUAUCCACUCUUCCUGUGUGCAGUGUCAGCGGCACCUGGCUGCCUUCUGGCUCCCGGUGUGGGCGGCAGCAGAGUUCAGAGUACGCAGCUCGGACCAGUGA
Molecule: messenger RNA, 275 nt
Organism: Opisthocomus hoazin
Lineage: Eukaryota; Metazoa; Chordata; Aves; Opisthocomiformes; Opisthocomidae
Source: RefSeq, a predicted model, not a curated record